AUGAUUUGGUAUGUGGCCACUUUGAUAGCAAGCGUUUUCAGCACCCGGGGAACGACAGCUCAAGGUAUCCACGGCGUGAGAGAAGAGCCCCAGUUUGUGACGGCCCGUGCAGGAGAGAGCGUAGUUCUGGGAUGUGAUGUGAGCCACCCCCUCAACGGCCAGCAGACCCCCUAUGUGGUGGAGUGGUUCAAGUUUGGUGUGCCUAUCCCUUUUUUCAUCAACUUCCGCUUCUAUCCUCCUCAUGUGGAUCCGGAGUAUGCUGGGAGGACAAGCCUACAUGGCAAGGCGUCUCUGCAGAUCGAUCAGGUGCGCUCAGAGGACCAGGGCUGGUACGAGUGCAGGGUUCUCAUGCUGGAACAACAGUACGACACCUUCCACAACGGCAGCUGGGUCCAUCUCACAGUCAAUGCGCCCCCUACAUUCAUGGAUGUGCCACCGCAGUAUGUGGAGGCCAGGGAGGGAGGCAGCAUCACACUGAGCUGCACCGCCUUCGGCAACCCCAAGCCCGUGGUCUCUUGGCUGCGAGAGGGAGAGCAACUGGCCACCAACAAAAAAUACACGGUGAGUGAUGGCAGUCUGACAGUGCAGGCCAUUGCACGGGAGGACAGAGGAGCGUACAGCUGCCGUGCUCACAGCGACCAGGGAGAAGCACUUCACACCACACGCCUGCUCGUGCAAGGUCCUCCGUAUAUAGUGGCGCCCCCUGAAAACAUCACUGUAAACAUUUCUCAGAAUGCUCUCUUCACGUGCCAAGCAGAGGCGUAUCCUGGCAACCUGACCUAUACCUGGUUUUGGGAGGAGGACAACGUCUACUUCAAGAAUGAUCUGAAACUCAGAGUGCGCAUCCUGAUCGACGGCACCCUCAUCAUCUACCGCGUGAAGCCAGAAGAUGCUGGGAAAUACACUUGUAGCCCCAGUAACAGCCUGGGAAUCUCACCGUCUGCCUCAGCAUAUCUGACAGUGCAGUACCCUGCCCGUGUUCUCAACAUGCCACCAGUCAUCUACGUCCCAAGAAAGUUGCCAGGAAUCAUCCGCUGCCCAGUCGAUGCCAACCCACCUGUUACGUCUGUCAGAUGGGAAAAAGAUGGAUAUCCUUUAAGAGUUGAGAAGUACCCUGGCUGGAGCCAAAUGCCAGAUGGAAGCAUUCGGGUGGCAGAGGUCACUGAAGACUCCCUUGGCACCUACACCUGUGUGCCUUACAAUGCUCUAGGUACCAUGGGACAAUCCCCUCCGGCCACUCUGGUGCUAAAGGACCCCCCUUACUUUAACGUGAGGCCUGGUGGGGAAUACCGUCAGGAGGCCGGCAGAGAGCUUGUCAUCCCUUGUGCUGCUUCUGGAGACCCUGAGAUUCCAACCAUCACCUGGAGAAAGGUGGGAAAGCCAAGUAGAAGUAAGCACAACAUCUUACCCAGUGGCAGCUUACAGUUUGUGUCUCUGAGCAAAGAGGAUCAUGGGGAGUGGGAAUGUGUCGCCACCAAUGUUGUCACAAGCAUCACUGCCAGCACAAGACUUUUUGUAAUAGGCACUAGUCCCCACGCGCCAGCCAAUGUCCACGUCUCGGUCUCCACAACCUCAGCUAAUGUCUCCUGGGAACCCGGAUAUGAUGGUGGCUUUGAGCAGACCUUUUCGGUCUGGUAUGGCCCUGUGAAGAAAAAGACAGAUCUGGGUCCUCAUGAUUGGCUGUCCAUUCCUGUGCCCAGCUCCCAGACCUGGUUGGUGGUGCAGGGCCUGGAGCCAAAGACAGCAUAUCAGUUCAGUGUGCUGGCCCAGAACAAGCUGGGCACAGGUCCGUUCAGUGAGGUAGUCACUGUGAAUACAGUAGUGUACCCUAUAAGUACUCCGGAACCACUGGUGCUUCUUACCCCACCGCGGUGCCUCACAGCUAACCGGACACAGCAGGGUGUACUGUUGACAUGGCUUCCUCCAGCCAACCACACUUCACCCAUAGAUCGUUACAUUGUUGAGUUUCGUCUGGGAGAGAGGUGGGAGGUGCUUGAUGACCUAAUUCCAGCAGACGAGACUGAGAUCAUGGCUCGAGACCUGAUUCCGGACUCGUGGUAUGAAUUCCGUGCCCUGGCAGUCAUGGAUGAUCUCAUUAGUGAAAGUAGUAAUGUAGUGGGAGUGUCAAGCACAGACCCCUUCCCUCCCACAGAGAUCUCUGACGAGGGGCUGGCGAGGCCAGUGGUGGCCGGGAUUGUGGCUACAAUCUGCUUCCUAGCUGCUGCCAUACUUUUUAGCACGCUAGCCGCGUGUUUUGUUAACAAGCAACACCGCCGCAAGCUCAAGCGUAAGCGAGAUCCUCCAUUGUCAAUAACUCACACCAGGAAAAGUAUUGAGUCUCCGCCUCCUCUUACCCCUUUGCCUGGCAUUGAGCCCUACUGGGAAGAGCCAGACAGGAGCAGCUACAGGCCCCCAUCCACAAGUCCUCAGAUGUCCUCUGGGAAAAUCAGUCCAGAGAGCAUUGCUUCCUCCCGUCCUCCAUCUCUGGCCAGUGUAGGCACACCUGGCCUUUAUGUCAAGAAGCUGCCAAGUCCAAGGAAAGAGAAGGAGCUCUCAUUGUACAAGCGAACCAAGCGAGCAAUAACAGGCAAGAAGUACAGCGUGUCAAAGCACGAGGCCGAGGUUACCACUCCCAUUGAGCUGAUUAGCCGCGGCCCAGAUGGUCGCUUUGUCAUGGAGCCAUUGGACACAGACUCAUCACUAAAGCCACGUCGCAUCGAAGGCUUCCCCUUUGUGGAGGAGUCAGACCUGUACCCUGAGUUCAGACAGUCGGAUGAGGAGAAUGAUGAACCUGGGCCCCUACCCCCAGUUAUGGCCACGCUCAGGCCCCAGAUUUCGCCUGUGUCCUCAAGUCAGGAGUCCUACAUGGUGCAGCCCCCAGCGUACAGCCCUCGCUUCCACAGGCCUAUGGAAGGUACGAGCAUCUUGGAAGGUAGCGGGCUUCAGGCCACAGGGCAGAGCCGAGUGUCCCACUUUCACAGAGUCUUUCCUCCGGGCCCUUUCUAUGGCUAUCUAGGUAGUGGGACCGAGCUGGAGCUGCAUCCUCCAUUCUACGCAGCCGAUGUGAGCCCACGCAGCUCAGCCAUGUCCUCCUCCUCACCACCGUGCCCCACCGAGGGGUCCUUCCACCAUCCCACCAUUGCUUCUGGCCACACCCUUCCGUUGGCACAUGGCCCGCCCUCCUCUCACUCUACUGACACUUGGCGCCCUCCUGACUUCCCCUUUCUAGGUCAGGAGGGUGCCUGUGUCGUUUUGCCACCACACCCUCCUCCCCCCCAUCUCCGCCGAGACGUGCCCGAGCCACCACCGUACCCAUCGCGUAGCCACGCCCCCUCCAGCUCGGCGUUCCUGCGGCUGGAGGCGCUCCCUUCUCAGGGCCUAGCGGGCACACAUGCAGCUAUGCAACAGGCCCAGAUCCUGGGGCAGUUGAGACACACUGCCCACGGGAUGGGUGUACCAGUGUUGCCUUACCCAGGCCGAGCAGGGAGCCCCAGCACGCUACGCAGUGAGAGCUCGGACGAGCCGUGGCUGAGCCCGAGGGCGGCACGCCGCCUGGAUCUGGGCCUGCAGCAGGUGGUCCUGCAGCCAUCACGCCUGUCACCCCUCACCCAGACACCUCCUAGCUCCCGUGCUGGCUCGCCCGACAUCCUGGUGCGCCCGCCACCGCGGCCGGGUGUCCUUCGCUCCUCACGCUCACAGGAGAUACCCGAGAGCAUGCGCCACAUCACCUUCUCCCGGAGAUCCCUGUCCUCUUCCCCUGCCACCUCUCCCACCCUGGGCUCAGGCUCCAUCCGCCUGCCUGGCUUGGGCUAUGGUGCCCAUGUGGCCUUUGCCACUGCAGCAGCCAGCUACCCGUCACAGUCCCCCUCGCCCCCAGCGGAGAGCAGUGAUGCUUUUGGUCAGCUGCCAUCUCAAAGGAGGACAGAUGAAGAGAUGCUGCCCUCAGAGCCCUCACCAGGGGAGCCUGUAGGUGCAGUGAGAGUGCCUGCAGGGUCUGAGAGCUUCGAAACACUGUUUUAUCAUUGUAUGAAAAAAAACAAGAAAGUGGCUGCUAACAACAACAACAACUCCACAUCCAAGAAAAGAACAGAUGUGUCUUCCUCUCAGACCCAGCAGAAAUUCACAUCUCAAGCACCACAGCAACGAGAAAAGAUCUGCUCGCCUACCAGGACGAGGAGGGAAAAAGCACCCCGAACAUCCCCUUACCCCCUCUUAUCUUCCAUGCUGUGCUGGUCAUGUCCCAGAGAAGACAGGAAAGCCCUUUUGGCCAGUGUGAACUCCCAAACUCCCCCAAACUACGGCGCUUUGCCUUGACCACUGGGAGAACCACAUACUGAUCCAUUCAUUACAACAGUAGAUAUGCAGUCAGUAUUGAAUUUGAUUGACCUAAAGAUUUAUUCACCUUCUCCUUUGGCACAAUAU
Neoarius graeffei (lesser salmon catfish) is the source of this 4422-nucleotide messenger RNA. RefSeq names its product immunoglobulin superfamily, member 9Ba (gene igsf9ba). Gene Ontology annotation, biological process: cell-cell adhesion. Gene Ontology annotation, molecular function: protein binding. Lineage: Eukaryota; Metazoa; Chordata; Actinopteri; Siluriformes; Ariidae. The transcript has 21 exons. Bases 1 to 4314 code for a protein of 1437 amino acids. The record is from RefSeq and is a predicted model, not a curated record.